Molecule: messenger RNA, 1981 nt
Organism: Chilo suppressalis (striped riceborer)
Lineage: Eukaryota; Metazoa; Arthropoda; Insecta; Lepidoptera; Crambidae
Source: the annotation of a GenBank genome assembly
CGCGGUGCCGCGGGGACGUUGCGCGCCUUGCGCCUAAUGAGCCAAUUUUUAAUAGGAACCAACAGUAAACGAACGUUUCAGUGCAGUGUAUAAAAACAGCAAUUCGCUCACCAGUGCGGUGUAAUUUGAAAAGCUCAAUCAAAAUAUCAAGUGUUUCUAGCAGUGCUAUCAGUAACGUGUGGCUAUAGCUUUUACUAAUAAGUGCUCGAUUCGAAACUUGUGGGGUGUGAUGUGCACAGUGCUUUGGUACUUGUGAAAUGUUUAUCAAAGCGGGGCCGGCAACGGCCGAGCAGGAGCGUCGAGGCUCAGUGUCCAACUGGUUCUCUUCACUACGUCGUGGUGCUGGACGACGUAAACGGGAAGAAUCCGCCGUUCCGACGAAUUAUGGUUCAUUAGGCAGACGCAAGGAUGGCACUCAACCGCGAGGCAAGACGAGAUCUGCUUGGGACCUUACUACUGUCACGAGAAUGCAACUUAAAGAUGAGCUCGGUGAAGUGGUGGCCGAACUGGAAGCGCUGGACGGACAGGAGGAGUGCAAACAGAACAGCAAAGCCAAACAGAUGAGCAUAGGCAGAAAGAAGUUUAACAUGGACCCAAAGAAAGGAAUCGAAUAUCUCUACGAGAACGGUUUGCUGCAGAGGACGCCGGAAGACGUCGCCCAGUUCUUACACAAAGGCGAGGGCCUCAGCAAGACGGCAAUCGGAGAUUACUUGGGGGAGCGGUCGGAGUUCAACGAGGCAGUACUCAGGGCGUUCGUCGAGUUGCACGACUUCACAGACUUAAUACUAGUCCAGGCGUUGAGACAAUUCCUAUGGAGCUUUCGGUUGCCCGGGGAAGCGCAGAAAAUAGACCGAAUGAUGGAGUGUUUCGCUCAGCGGUACUGUCAACUGAACCCGGACAUAUUCACGAACGCGGACACGUGCUACGUGCUCAGCUUCGCGAUAAUAAUGCUCAACACGUCGUUGCACAAUCCCAGUGUGAAGGACAAACCGGCGCCGGAACAGUUCGUCGCCAUGAACAGGGGCAUCAACAAUGGAGGAGAUCUACCACAGGAACUGCUCUUGUCGUUAUACGAGUCUAUAAAGACGGAGCCGUUCAAAAUACCGGAGGACGACGGCAACGACCUUAUGCACACGUUCUUCAAUCCAGACAAGGAGGGCUGGCUCUGGAAGCAAGGCGGAAGAUACAAGUCAUGGAAGAGACGGUGGUUUAUAUUGAACGAUAACUGCCUGUACUACUUCGAAUACACGACGGACAAAGAGCCCAGAGGCAUCAUUCCAUUAGAAAACAUAUCGGUCCGCGCUGCGAGCGAUAGACAGCGGCCUCAUUGCCUAGAAUUAUACGCGAGCGGGGGCGCCGAUCUCAUCAAGGCGUGCAAGACUGACAGCGAGGGCAAGGUGGUGGAGGGCAAGCACACCGUGUAUAGAAUGUCAGCAUCUACGGCGGAAGAGAGAGACGAAUGGAUCGAAUGUCUCAGACGAUCUAUCAGCCAUAAUCCGUUCUACGAUAUGUUAGCGCAGAGAAAACGUAAAGCUCAACACAAUGCGCAUGCGCCGCAUUAGCGCCGCAAAAUGCAGCAAAUUUGCCGCAAUUAAGCCGCAAAUGUGAUACGAUAUUGGCACAGCGUCCUUGCUUCUACACACUUUAUUUGAUAGGUAAUUGUCAAUACUGUAACGUGUAAAAAUAUGUAUACAUAUUCUAGAUUUCAAUUUUUUCUCAUUCAUUGCAAAAAUAGUGCUUUAUGGUACAGACAGCCACACGUCAAGUUAUACAACAAACUGUAAAUUUUCUCAAUAUAUUGUGAAUCUUAAAUCAAAGUAAUAUAGACCUCGAAGUCAGAGAAAUUCGAAUUUUUAGAUAAUUCGAACUAUGGCUGUUCAUACAUAUUUUUACACGUGAUUGUGUCAGUACUGUUGCCCGUUCGUUUUAACACCAACAAAAACUGCAGAAGUUAAAUUGAUUUUUGAAUAAUGGUAGGUAG